Molecule: messenger RNA, 936 nt
Organism: Balearica regulorum gibbericeps (East African grey crowned-crane)
Lineage: Eukaryota; Metazoa; Chordata; Aves; Gruiformes; Gruidae
Gene: SPDYA
Product: speedy/RINGO cell cycle regulator family member A
Biological process (GO): positive regulation of cyclin-dependent protein serine/threonine kinase activity
Molecular function (GO): protein kinase binding
Source: RefSeq, a predicted model, not a curated record
AUGAGACACAAUCUGGUGUGUCAGACACCUCCCACUGUCACUGUUCAUGUAAAAUCAAGUGCAUCCAGAUCACAUCAGCAAAAAAACCUUAUUAGACUAAAGCGGCCUACUUUUAAAGACCAUGAAGAAAAUUGUGAAAAAAAGGUUCCUAGUCAUAAAUAUAAAUGUCCAAAGGGACCAUGUCUAGUUAUUCAGCGUCAGGAAAUGACAGCUUUCUUUAAAUUAUUUGAUGAUGAUCUAAUCCAAGACUUCCUUUGGAUGGACUGUUGCUGUAAAAUUGCAGACAAGUAUCUCUUGGCAAUGACUUUCGUUUAUUUCAAGAGGGCUAACUUCACAAUAAAUGACCAUACCAGAAUCAAUUUCUUUGUUGCUCUGUAUCUGGCAAAUACAGUUGAAGAAGAUGAUGAAGAAUCGAAGUACGACAUUUUCCCAUGGGCUUUGGGAAAAGCCUGGAGAAAGCUCUUCCCUGAUUUCUUAAAGUUAAGAGAUCACCUCUGGACUAGAAUUGGCUACAGGGCUAUUGUAAGCAGACGCUGCUGUGAAGAGGUGAUGGCUAUUGCUCCAACACAUUAUGUAUGGCAGCGAGAACGUUCUAAGUACCACUGUGGAGCUGUGAGAAAGUACAACAAUGAUGAUGAUGUACAGCUGCCCCGAGGACCUAGUGCUACUCCUACAGACUGCUUGCUUUGUGGUAAGAAGGGAAGAUUUGUACGACUAGGAUUAUCAUCUUCUUCCUCCUCAUCUGUGGGCACUUUGGAGAUGAUGGAACCACAUCCAUCUCAGAAUUUGAAGGACACCUUUCCAACUGAAAAAAUGCUUGUUGACUCUCCUAUUUAUUAUGCCCAAGACUGUCAGAGCCUAUCCUGCAAAAGGAGACAAGGUAGCACCUUGAACCAAGACAAAUCCAUGGAUUGGUUUACAAGCAAUGAAGAAUGA